Messenger RNA from Vicia faba (fava bean), 1044 nucleotides. Lineage: Eukaryota; Viridiplantae; Streptophyta; Magnoliopsida; Fabales; Fabaceae. The record is from the annotation of a GenBank genome assembly.
AUGGAUGGUAGAGAGGCUAUGGCAUUCUCUGGUGGUCCUGGUUCUUAUUACAUGCAUAGAGGAGGAGUUGAGGCUGCAGGGUCUGGCUCUGGAGGAUUCCAAGUACCUCCUGGAUUCAGAGCUUUGCCAAACAAUGGUAUUGUAGGUCAGCCAAAUGUCAGGGCUCAGGGUGGUAAUGGUGAUACUAGUUCCAUGUUUCCGUCCGAGCCUCAGUCUCAUGCUGAUUUUAAUCAUGAUGUUAGCGUUGGUGCAUCUUCCGGUGCACCUUCUAGUGAGCCUGUGAAAAAGAAAAGAGGGAGGCCGCGGAAAUACGGACCCGAUGGAUGUGUUUCUUUGAAACUGACUCCGAUGUCUGCCCCUGCUAAUUCCACUCAAGAUUCGGCUACUCCUUCCGAGAAACGGGGGAGAGGACGUCCUCGUGGAUCUGGAAGGAAGCAGCAGCUAGCUGCAUUAGGUGACUGGAUGACCAGUUCAGCAGGGUUGGCUUUUUCGCCUCAUGUUAUCACCAUUGCAGCUGGGGAGGAUAUCGCAGCAAAACUAUUGUUGUUAUCACAGCAGAGACCAAGGGCUCUGUGUAUCUUGUCGGGCACAGGGAUAGCUUCUAAAGUUACUCUGCGACAGCCUGCUUCUACCGAUGCCGGUGUAACUUAUGAGGGAAGAUUCCAAAUAUUAAGCUUAUCCGGUUCUUACUUGGUUGCUGAAGAUGGUGGACCAACCAACAGAACGGGUGGCAUAAGUGUUUCUCUUUCUAGCCGCGAUGGUCAUGUUAUUGGUGGCAGUGUUGCUUUGCUUAUUGCUGGAAGCCCAGUGCAGUUGGUUGUGUGCAGUUUUGUAUAUGGCGGUGGCUCGAAAGUAAAGACUAAACAAGGGACCAUUACCAACGGGGAAAGUUCUGAGCCUCAUAAUGAUAACCUAGGUUCUCCAGCCAGUGCUGCACCUGGUCAAAACUACAUCUCUUCACCAACAGGCGUGUGGCAGGGAUCACAACCAUCGGAACUGAAAAGCGUGCCCGCACAUACUGGCAUUGACUUGACGCGAGGCUGA